AUGACCUCUCGAGGGCCUCGGCCGCCGUACUCCUCACGGGACGUUUCCCCGGAAUCGCAUCCCGAACCCUACGAUCCGUUUCGUUCAGAAUCCGAUCCUAUCGAGCUCGCCUAUCUAUCUCAGUGGUCACCAGAUGCGACCGAGACACACGGUGCACGCGGACGAUCUCAGGGCCAGCCCCAGGAUGGGGUUACGAAAGAUGAGUUGCGGCCGGGAGCAUACUUUGGCCUAUCACAUGACGAUAGCCGAUAUGAGCCCGUUCCUAAUUUCCUAACAAGUCCUGGUUUCUCCGUACACUCGACGAGAGAGUCGACGUACACCUCCACCUCGCUAUAUCAUAGAAAGACCGUGGAUGCGGACACACAAGCUCUGGUCGAUCGGAGAUCUGGCCAAUUGGCGCAAUGGCACAUAUAUUGGGCUACUCCAGCACUCAUCGUAGCGUUGUUCCUGGCUGGGCUCGCGGCAGCAGUGGGCCACCACUUGUUCUAUAUGCAUCUUGACGGGCAGCCGGCUACCGAGCAACUGAAGAUGGUAAGAUACGGUACUGCCUUGGCCUUCUUCGUGAAAAGCACACUUGUUGGGACUGUCAUCAUGUGUAAUCGACAGCGAAUAUGGUACACAUUUCGGCGAAAGGCGAUGACGAUCAACGGAAUCGAUGGCCUCUUCUCUGCAACAGAAGACCCAACUCAAUUCUUCCUAAACUGGGAAAUGAUCAGGAACGGCAAGCUUGCGACGUUGAUGGCCGCCUGCACUUGGGUACGCCCCCAAUUCCUCCACAAAAUGUUUGUGCUGACUCUGAAGUUACUACCACUCGCAUCCGUUCUAUCCCCAGCUUCGCUCACAUCCGAGCUCAGAACGUUCAAUGAUACUGCUACGUGCUCAGUGGCUACCCUAAACUUCACCCAGGAGUCUACAUACGAUUUCCGGGACAUGAAUAAGUUUUCGCUGAAGAGCUUGAACUUCUACAACACUACCGAGCCAGUCGAAGAAGAGAAACGAGAGUACAGAGAAGGGGCCAGAGCAGCAGCAAAAGCAGGGAGUUAUUUCGAUUACUAUGAUCAACCGUCGAAGAACGCCCGCCGCUUGGCAUUUAGUAGUGUGUACAUGCAGAAGCCACAGCCUCGGGAGAAUGCGUCUUCAGCUUUUUGUGGAACCGGUUGGAAUUGCACAUAUACGAUAGAUUUUAUGGGACCCGGGUACAAAUGCGAUGACAUUGACGACAUCAAUGGGUCUGACGCACCUUUCAGCUCAGCUACACUUGCACCAAAUGGGAGCCUUGUAUAUUCUGCGGACGUCGAUCAAGGUGAUUAUGGACAUCAAGACCCAGAAGCAGAUAAAAACGGGACAUCUCUGGGUGUCUUGCAAAGUGAGCCUGAUCUCUGGAUCGGUUAUGCCAUCAACACGUCUGAACCCUACCCGGAUGACCAGAAGAAAUACAGAGCCAAAUGGGGAAACAUCCAUGAGCCAAAGAUAUUCAAAUGCGUUAUGCAGUACACCAACUACACUUUCGAUAUGAACUUCAGUCCCAGGCAGUCCGCAACACGUCGAGAGCGAGUGUUCUUGCGCCCUGUUAUUGACAAAGAUUCCAUUAAGCCCCAAGAGAAUGUGGAAAAGUACAAGUUAACAGCUUCAUAUCAUUCUAUGGGCUCACUUUUACGUCACUUCCUCCGUGGCAAGAUUGAACAACAAAAGAUCCUAAUCACCUACUCAGAUCUGUCUGAAACGCGAUUAGUCAACAGCAGCACUUCAUAUCCGUUGGUGGAUCUGAAGACGGAGAUCCAAGACUUUUUCGAAGAUAUGCUAAUUACCCUUCUCAACGAGCCGAAACUGGUCAUUGCCCAGACUCAAGAAGUACCUUGUCUGAAAUCACGUACCAUGAUGGUGUACGUGUACUACAAACGAUCCCUUUGGAUCGGGUACACAAUCGUCAUCGCAGUCACUUUUACCUUCAUGCUCGUCGGCGCAUGGUCACUUCAUGGGAAUGGAGUAGCAUCCGACGUACUCUUUUCCCGUAUCAUGGCCACAACCCGUAACCCUACCCUGGAUCAGUUGAGCGUGGGGGCGUGUUUGGGUGGUGAUCCUUUUCCUAAAGAGCUGACCAAGACAAAGUUACGCUUUGGCGUGCUUCUCGAGGAUGAUCCUAGGGAGGGACCUUUGGGCAAAGUCGAACAUUGCUGCUUUGGCACUAUAGGCGAGACCAAGGAAAUUGUCAAGGGUGGCACGUAUGCGGGGCUGAGAGAGUAUCAAAAAGGCUCGUACAAUUGA
Messenger RNA from Alternaria atra, 2265 nucleotides. RefSeq lists its product as uncharacterized. Bases 1 to 2265 code for a protein of 754 amino acids. NCBI's taxonomy places the organism in Eukaryota, Fungi, Ascomycota, Dothideomycetes, Pleosporales, Pleosporaceae. The record is from RefSeq and is a predicted model, not a curated record. The transcript has 4 exons.